Messenger RNA from Alternaria rosae, 1150 nucleotides. RefSeq lists its product as uncharacterized. The transcript has 2 exons. NCBI's taxonomy places the organism in Eukaryota, Fungi, Ascomycota, Dothideomycetes, Pleosporales, Pleosporaceae. Bases 321 to 1052 code for a protein of 243 amino acids. The record is from RefSeq and is a predicted model, not a curated record.
GGUGACAAAGGUGUUGUGUGGGUCCAUUGUUACGCUAGUACCACACGCUCUACCUAGUAUUGUCCUUGUCACCCACAUUCACUACGGCCAUGCUUUCAAAGUGCCCUUCUCGAAGAAUAGCCGUCGACGGGUUGCUCUAGGCGCCGCCGAGAACGAGGUGUAGCGCUGUGAGCGCGUAGUUGCGUCACCACGGCGUUGCGGGCGCUGUUGCCAAUCAUAGCAGGCAGGCGCAGCCUACAGUGAAGGGUCAUAUUCUUCCAUCGCAGUAAUGCAGAGUCCCGACUUGGCUUAACAGACGUGGAAAGCUUCGAAACAACCGAAUGCUGCCGCCACGCCAUCGAGACGACCAAGCCACAGUUGCAGACGUGAAGCUCGAAGAGAGCUUUCGCAGCAUGGACAUAGAUACUACGGCUUCUCUUGACAAAAGCCAGAGGGAGGCAUUUGGCAACCUUUCAUACCAAAUACGCGCUCAUAUCCUGGAAGGUCCUCCGCUUUUGCUUGUCGUGUCUCAUUCGGGCACGUCGUCGGACUACGCCCACCAGUGUUCUGCUGCCAAAGGUGUCGUUUCCGUCGAUCGCAGCCGUCAAAUGACCAAGCAAGCCGAGAGCGACCACCGUCUAUAUGCCAUCGAAAUUCAAGUUCUGGCUCUUGCUGCGGUUUCGCAGGCUUUUCAAACCGGCUAUCGGGAAUACCCAGACGUUUCACAUGUCGCUCUUGCCAUGGGCCCCAUCUUACCGGGUUACGCUAUGUGUGUCCUCGAUUGGCUUGUUCGCUGUCUCGGAAGCAAGACAACGACAUCUUUCAUCCCAGAUGACCCAGAAGUCGAUGGCGAAGACAAGUGGUAUUGGCUGUAUAGCUAUGCGGCGAUGCGCGCUUUCGGUAUUGACGCUACUGAAGAUCUGCAGGCGUUCAUCAAGCGUCUUAUUGAUCAUGACAGCCUCGUCGCGGAGAUGAACAGCUACCUACGUCUUCUGCGAGCCCUGCAGCAGGUUGUCGGAGGCGCAAUGCGACGCUAUAGGCGCAGCACACCCGCACUUCGCCGCGCUCGUUAACGAGCAAUUGUAAAAGUCGAGGUUAUGAUCUCUUGUCGAACACCAGGCAGCGGUGAGGAGACGGGUCCCAAUACAAUAAGCAAGUAAACCUCAUUGUU